This is a messenger RNA of Pogonomyrmex barbatus (red harvester ant), 547 nucleotides long. RefSeq lists its product as uncharacterized. The record is from RefSeq and is a predicted model, not a curated record. Lineage: Eukaryota; Metazoa; Arthropoda; Insecta; Hymenoptera; Formicidae.
UACUAUAAAGGCUUUUGCUUUUUCAUUCGGAAAGCAGAACUCUUUCUUUCCUCGUUUCGAGUAACACUCUUGAUAUUAAACCUUCCAUUAUGUUCAAGUUGUGCAUUUUCGUCGUCCUUCUGGCUACCGUUUGCGCCGCACCUGCACCUACGCCAGGAGCAGUUUUGACGGCACCUGCAGCAAUCGCAGCAGUACCAGCGCCGAUCGUGACGGCCAGUAGCAGCCAAGUGAUCGCCAGGAAUUACAACGCGCUCGCCGCAGCUCCGCUUGCCUAUGCCGCGGCGCCCCUGGCAGCUUACAGCACUCACGCUGUUGCACCUGUUGCUUAUUCUGCGUACACCGCCUAUUCUGCACCUGUUCUGCUCUAAUCCAUUUCAAGCAAAAUCGGCUCUAUUUGGAUCUCUAUUAUAUCUCUAUUAUAUUUCUCUGACAUAUCGAUUACAAUUACAAUAACGAUGCGAUUUUUACAAUUCAAACUUUUCGUUCAAACUUUUCGUGAGACGUACUUUUGUAAUAUUGCUCAAUAAAUUCAAUUUUUCCAUCUGAA